Messenger RNA from Cottoperca gobio, 4005 nucleotides. RefSeq names its product LUC7-like 3 pre-mRNA splicing factor (gene luc7l3). Lineage: Eukaryota; Metazoa; Chordata; Actinopteri; Perciformes; Bovichtidae. Gene Ontology annotation, molecular function: mRNA binding. Gene Ontology annotation, biological process: mRNA splice site recognition. The record is from RefSeq and is a predicted model, not a curated record. The coding region runs from base 172 to 1725 and encodes 517 amino acids. The transcript has 10 exons. Gene Ontology annotation, cellular component: U1 snRNP.
ACUUCCGGUUCAGAGGCUGAAGGGGCUGCUGCCGGGCUGGUUGUGUACCGUUAGAUGAACCAUAAACGGGCGGCGUUGUUACAGCGUCUGCCAUUUUGAUUAGAAAUAGCGUUACUUCAGGAGAUAUUGUAAUAGCCUACACUAAAUCAAGGCUACACUCUUGUAGGCAAAAUGCUUUCAGCAGCCCAGUUACUCGAUGAGUUAAUGGGCCGAGAUAGAAACUUGGCCCCUGACGAGAAGCGAUCCAACGUGCGAUGGGACGACGAGACCAAGGUAUGCCGAUACUACCUGUGUGGCUUCUGCCCAGCUGAGCUAUUCACAAACACCCGCUCAGACUUGGGCCCUUGUGAGAAAAUCCAUGAUGAAAAUCUUAGAAUAACGUAUGAGAAAAGCUCUCGGUUCAUGAAGGAGGGCUAUGAGCGGGACUUCCUGCGCUAUUUGCAGUCACUCUUGACAGAAGUGGAACGUCGGAUUCGUAGAGGGCAUGCCCGCCUUGCACUUUCUCAGGCUCAGCAGAAUGCAGGGGGUCCUGGUCCAACAGGAAAGAACGAGGAGAAAGGCCAGGUUCUAACCGAGAAGAUUGAAGACCUAGUUUUACAGAUUGAGGAGCUGGGGUCGGAGGGCAGAGUGGAGGAGGCCCAGGGAAUGAUGAAGCUGGUGGAACAGCUGAAGGAGGAGAGGGAGCUGCUCACCUCCACCCCCUCGACCAUCGAGAGCUUUGCAGCCCAAGAGAAACAGAUGGAGGUGUGCGAGGUGUGUGGGGCCUUCCUCAUUGUGGGUGACGCCCAGUCCAGAGUAGACGACCACUUGAUGGGCAAGCAACACAUGGGCUACGCCAAGAUCAAAUCCACUGUGGAGGAGCUCAAGGAGAAACUACGUCGUCGCUCAGAGGAACCCCAAGAUGAAAGCCCAGCGCUUAAGAAGGACAGAGAAGACCGUGAGCGUGAGAGGGAGGAAAGGGAGAAAAAGCGCAAAGAGGAGGAAGAGAAGGAAAAGGAGCGGGAGAAGGAACGUGAAAAGGAGAAGGAACGAGAGAAGGAGCGUGAGAGGGAGAGAGACAGAGACAGAGACCGCGAACGGGACAGAGAUAGAGACCGGGAGAGGGACCGGAGGACACGUCGAAGCAACUCAAACAGCCGCCACUCCAGUCGAGCAUCAGACAGGAAAAGGAGCAGGUCCCGAGAUCGCAGACGGUCCAGGAGCAGAGACAAGGACAGGGAGAGGGAACGCAAACGCAGCAGGAGCCGGGACAAGGAGAGGGAGAGGGAGAGGGACAAGGAGAGGGAGAGGGACAAGGAGAGGGACAAGGAGAGGGAGAGGGACAGGGAGAGGGAGAGGAGGCGCAGCCGAGAGCGUUCUGACAGAAAGCGUCGCACCCGCAGUCGCGACAGGAAGAGGUCGCUCAGCUCGGAGCGCAAAUCUCACCGCCAUCGUAGCCGCAGCAAGGACAAGGACAAGGACAAGGACAAGGACAGAGAGAGAGACAGAGAGGAGAAGAGAGACAGGGACAGAGAGCGGUCAUCGAAAGACAAAGACCGUAAGGUGCCGGAGGAGAGGAGCAGCUCUAAGAAAGACAAGCACUCUGACGGCGAUGCAGCUGCCAUCAAGGCUUCGUCAGAAGCAGAACCGAUGGAGAAAGAGGCGGCUGCCUCUGCCUCCGCCUCCCCUCAGCUUAACGGCCAGCAAGAGCUCCUCCAUUCUGAAGGUGACACUCAGUCCAAUUAAAACUGAUCUGAUAGGACCUCAGAUCAGGCUCAGGUAAGUGCGUCCUCCUCCUCGCUCCCCCCUGGCUCUAAACCCCUCCACCCUCCCACCUCUCCCAUCUCCCCUACCCACCCUCACCCAACCUUUCCCACCCUGUUUUACGUUCAGUUCAAUGCCUAUGAUUUUGUCUUAUGUACUAUGUGCAUAUAUCUUUAUCCUGUUUUUGAAUAGUGCAUCAUAAUUAUGCACUGAAGACGAAGAACUAGGCCCGAUGAAUGAGAAGAAGGUAGAAAAGAUUCACACAAAGCCAAGAGGGAAAGGCCAGUGUAGCCCUGAGCAAACAUGCCCGGAGGUACCCCUCGUUUUCUAUAUCGGUUCUUCAUCCAUAUAGAUGUGUAAUUGUCUUUGUGGACAGAAUGGCAGAAACAAUAUUAAUCACUCCACUCAAAAUGUUCCUGCCUGUAUUUACCUGUUUUUUGUUUUGUUAUUUUUACUUUUAAGAAGGAAAAUGUAGUAAUUUUGAUUUGCUGAGAUAUUUCCCUCCACAUACGAAGAAGCUUCAGCCAUAUGUAAACACGCAUACAUUCUUAAAGCUAUCGCCAAAGAUGUACGUGGAAAUAGAAGCCUUUUUAUUUUGACGUAAUCGUACCUCAAAUGCCAUGGAUCUGUUGUCUAGCUUACUGUGCCUGAUAAUGCCAUGCAGUGUGUGUUUUGGGGGGUGUCAUAGCACCGGGGGCCUUACGUAACUUACUAACUGGAGGGUAGGGUUUAUCAAAUGAAUUGCAGCUGACUUCCAUACCUCACACAGCGUUGGUGUUGUGAGCGAGACCACAUGAGAAAAGGGCAAAUUAAAAAUCAUGGAUACUCUCUGACUGUCAAACUGUGCAGGUACUCACCCCAGGUACUCCUUUCUCUACCCACAUCCAUUUCUGAAUGCUGUUGCCUGUCAGAAAAACAAUUCUGUACUUCUCCAGAACAUGAACUUGAAAGCUUGAAUGUGUAUAUAUUUUUAUUUAUUUAUUGUGUUUCUUCUAUUUGCUACCUUUCAAAUAUGUUUGGGGGAAAAGGUUGUUUCAUAGAAAUGUCAGAGGGACACGAUGCACAGACGGCCUGCUUGAUAUACCUUUGCAAACUGCUCAAAUUGUCACUGAUUGUAGAUUUCCCCGUAGUGUUCCGCAAUAAGAUUUUGUUAGGAUGUUUUUGUUCACUUGGUAGGAUGCCGUGUUUGUCUCCACCCAUAAUUAAUCAUUGAAUCUGCAAUGUUAAAAAAAAAAAAGUGGACUUUUGCAUCGGCGUAAGGAAUAUCAAACAGGUUUGUCACCGUUUGUAAAACAGUAGGGUCUGAGCCAGAUUGAUCUUGAGUGCAAACGUCUGAUCAAAAAUAAUACAUUUCAAGAUUAACUGACAAAUAUUUACAAAAUAUGAUAUUCUGGCCAAAUGUUACUAUUGUGCAUUAUUAGCAGUGUCUCUCUUUUAUCAUCUAAAGUUUCCUCUGCGGCUAAUUGAGGGAGCUAUUUAACCAGCAGUCUUUAUGUAGAUGGUAUUGCUGCUCCAGUAGCAGCAGCUGUUGCUACAAGCACUUGUUGUGGGACCUUUGCUGACAUUGCGUUUUGUGGACGUUUUUGCUCAACAGGGGAAGCUGGGAUUUCUGGUGGAGGAAGAAGUGGAAGAGCGCACGCAUCCUUUCCCUGAACCUGACACCUCGCUGCUUAAAAACAAGGUGAACCACAAAUGUGCAGUGGCUUAUUUAACAACAUGAACAUACAUGUGUAAAUGAGGAGAGAGGGGGAAAAAUACAUUGCUUUUUCUCAUGUUCCAUCACCUGUCUAUCUUUUGGCUGGAUGAGGGUAGUUGUGGUUCAUCUGAUGUAUAUCUUGGUCUGGAUGUCGGGCAGGCGUCACUUUUGAAUACCAAACUUUAGAGAAGUUCAUUUAUGGGUUUUUGUGUUCUUAUUUUGAAAACCUUUUACACAUCCACCUUGUUUCCUGACAUUUAGUGAAAAUGAAAUAAAUAAAAAAAACAAAAACAGUGCUUGUGGUUUGUUUUGGUUUGUCAGGUUCCACUUCACUCUCUUUUUUUCUUUUUUUAAGUCAGUUGAAAGCGUAUGUACAAUGUUUAGUCCCAUGACGGGGCGUGUCUCUUUUCUCCUCCACUUAGAGCUCACAUUGAUUGCUCUUGUCCCCUUACUGUAAAAUAUACUGAUUUAAAAUUUUGAUCAAGAUUCGAAGACUGAAGAUUUGUUUAAUUUUGCUCUGUGCUUUUAAUGUCCAUGUUGUCUCGAUGAAUAAAAAGUAAAAACUU